This is a messenger RNA of Lodderomyces elongisporus, 1899 nucleotides long. RefSeq lists its product as uncharacterized. The transcript has a single exon. Lineage: Eukaryota; Fungi; Ascomycota; Pichiomycetes; Serinales; Debaryomycetaceae. The coding region runs from base 1 to 1899 and encodes 632 amino acids. The record is from RefSeq and is a predicted model, not a curated record.
AUGUCGUCAUUCUCGUCGACUUCCGGGAAGCUAGAUCCUCACCAGUUGAGACCUUAUUACGAUCACGACACUUUUGAUGCGGGUUACCCCGUCAUCUUUAAAAAAGGUGUUGGAUUGUAUGAUCCAAAGGCACAUAAACCAAUCACCACUAACCUUUCGUCAAACUCAAUUGAAAAUGCCGUAAACCAAAAUGCUAGUGGAUUACAAAAACCAGGUAUAAUAAGGAGAGCAUUUGAUCGACAAGGUGGUGGCGUUGGAAUUUAUGGUUCCGGGUCUUCUACAACAACGGGUUCAUUUCGUGACAAAAAUUUGUAUGACCUAGAAUUCAAUGAGUAUUUUGAUCCGAAUAACUUGCUCGAGUUGGUGAAGAAUUUAUUGUGGAACUUUGUCAAGAGUUAUUUGCGAGUUCUUAUUGCGCAACCUUUGGAGAUAACACGAUUGGUGUUGCAAGUAGGCAAGUUCAAUAUUAUAAAGGAAAAGAAGAAGGAAGAUCUUAGGAACAAGAGAUUAUUGGAGAGUAGAGAUAGUGCAUCGGCAGCUUCUGUACGUGGCGUGGGUAGCAGUGAUAAUGGUACAACCAAUACUACGGCCAAAACUACCACAUCCACUGGCAAUAGCAACAUCAGCAGCAACAAGUACAAGAAUGAGGAUGGAAGUACGCAUUUUCCAACUGUCAAUUUUGCAGAGGAGGAUGAACCAAUUGACUAUUUUCAGCCUCAAAAUGAUCAACUGGUUUGGGCUAGUCCUCUGAGCUCAUAUGACCCAUUGACACAAGCAGCAGAUCCAAAUGCAACAAAUACUCAACCCCUUCAAUCACUGCAAUCACUGCAAUCACCCUCACAGUUACAACUACAUCUGCAUCUGCAUCUGCACUCAUCAGGGGAGUUUAGACCACCCGCAUUGAAAAGAUUGAGUACAAGAAAGAGACUCAAGGUGUACAAAAUACAACCAAAGUCGUUACACACUAUUGACAUUAUUUCUGCCAUCACCCAAAAGGAUUCUUUCUUUGCACUUUUCCGUGGUGUCAAUGCAUCGUUCUUUUACCAAACGUUAUCGCAUACAAUCGAGGCAUGGAUCACAGGAUUCCUCUCUCCAUUUUUGGGUAUCCCAGACCCUUUUUUCCUUGACUUGACGCACUCCAAUGACCCAUUCAGGUCAUUGUGGCUUUCUGUUGGUGCAUGUGUGUUGACCGGAUUGGCGUUGAUGCCAUUGGACUUGAUCAGGGUCAAGCUUAUGAUUACACAGCCGAAUAAUGCAUUACCCAUUAACAAGAAUGGUAUGAUUGGCAAUGGCAGUCAAGGUGGUCAAAUUAGCGGUUCAAGUAGUGUACAUUGCAAGGAAGAUUUGAUUGAACAGGCAGCAGAGGACCUAUUACAAAAUACGAGGUCGGUGCGUGAACUGAUUCGAUACUUUCCAACUUACUAUUUGAAGCAUCCUCCUACUCCGAUUGUGCUUUUGACUACACUUUACCAAUUGAGUUCGAGUAUAUUCCGUAAAAUGGCGCCAUACAUUCUCUUCAUCAAGUUUAAUAUUGACUCUUACUCGUCACCUGCAAUCUACACAUUUGUCAAUCUCAUUUCACUAAUCUGUGAGUUUUUUAUCAAAUUGCCCGUGGAGAAUUUGUUGAGAAAAGAGCAAGUUGCAUUUUUGCUUCAAGAUAAAAAGCAUGAUUUAAAGAAGGUGAUUACAAUUGUGAAACCUGAGGAAAACUUGAUUGUGGAUUUCAAUGGCUUGCCAUCUCUCGAAGAUGCAGAAAAUGGGAACUUGAGUCUUUUCCAGAGAGUGAAAUCAUUGGGUUUGUUUAAUGGUUGGAGAGUAGGGUUAAUGAAUGUUGUUGGGUUUUGGGGCUAUAACAUUAUCAAGCUGAAUGGUAGUGAAUUGCAAGAGGAGAGGUUGUAA